Molecule: messenger RNA, 2021 nt
Organism: Cyprinus carpio (common carp)
Lineage: Eukaryota; Metazoa; Chordata; Actinopteri; Cypriniformes; Cyprinidae
Gene: alkbh6
Product: alkB homolog 6, nucleotide demethylase
Source: RefSeq, a predicted model, not a curated record
CUGGUUUUCAAAGAUAGUUGUAGGGGAGGAUCUCAUCAUUAAAUCAUGUUGUCAAGGCGACAAGUUUGUGUGGAGCAUGGCUUUGAGGAGAGUGUCAGAACACAGGCGUAUUCCUGUCACGAUUUCAUCACUAUUUCUGCGUAACCUUGGCAACCCAAACUCCCCAAAAACCGCAACACUACAACCAGUGGUCAAGAGCGACCGGCAUAUGCAGUCCUGCACUGUGCUCCUGAGUUGAUGUUGUUAGCAUUAUCACACUUGAUCAAUAACUAUUAAUGAAGGAAACCAUGGCUGAUUCAAGACGUGGCUCUUGCUCUGCGUUGCCAUGGAAACCAGAGCUGCAGCGCUGCAGGCUCAAAUUGGGAGUUGGAAGAGAAAGACGGGAAAGAGAGAAAAAAAAAGAGAUAGAGAAGGAGGGGGUAUUUCAGAUGGAAUGGGGGAGAAAGGUAGUCCCUAUAGUUAGAACCCACAAACACAGGUAACCUCUUUUAUGAUCAUUUUACCACUUCACUUACAAGCAAAACAACUAAUAUUAUAAAUAUAUGUAUUAGAUUAAGUAAAUAAAUAAUUUUUGUCUUCAGUCUUUUGGAGGCGUUCGUGUACUCCAUGCACAUCAUGGUCUGCUGUUGAUCCAUAUUAUGCUACAUGUGUCUAUUCCUGACGAUUCGUUUCAAUGGUCACAGAGCCUUCUGUAAAUGUGCACUUCCGCUCCAAACCUGUAGACGGCGACGUCGAGUCACACGUGUUACUAUUAGAGUACACGAGGAAACCACUUCAUAUGAAACACAUCAAUGAACAACAAUCCUGCUCGUUCAGCAACAGUUCAGUAAUUUAAAACUUAGAUGCUACUGUAAAUAUUAACGAAGGACUUUUCAAAUUAAGUUUUAGACGGAAUGCUUGCUUAGAGACUCGCGAGUGUCAUGACAGUUAGUUUCUUGCAUUGCCAAUAACUCUGUAAUGGUUAAAUAUUGACAUACUGACAACGAUGGCAAAUCAUGUACCAUGUAACAUUUCUGCUGACCUGGAAAAGUACAUUGUGAAGGAGGCUCCUCCAACUAUUUAUUAUGUUCCCAAUUUUAUAACGGAGGCUGAGGAGGAGUAUCUGUUGCAGCAGGUAUACAGAGCUCCCAAGCCUAAGUGGACACAGUUGUCAGGGAGGAGGCUACAGAACUGGGGUGGAUUGCCAAAUCCCAAAGGAAUGCUUGCUGAGAAAAUCCCUGAUUGGCUUCUAAAGUACACAGAAAAAAUAUCGUCUCUUGGAGCUUUUGCUGGAAAUACAGCUAAUCAUGUGCUUGUAAAUGAAUACAAGCCUGGGGAGGGAAUUAUGCCUCAUGUGGAUGGACCACUGUAUCACCCCACAGUAACAACUAUCAGUCUGGGUUCUCAUACACUUCUGGAUUUCUACAAGCCUGUUUGUCAGACUCAGUCUGAAAUUCCUCAAACAGAGGAAAGGCGCUACAUGCUAUCACUGUUGGUACAACGAAGAAGUCUGCUGAUUCUCCAGGAUGACAUGUACAAGCUUUAUCUGCACGGUAUUCAGGCAGUUUGUGAGGAUAUUUUGUCAGAGCAUGUGGUGAAUCUCUCAUCAACAGGGGCUCAGGUGGGGGACACGCUGCCCCGUAGCACCAGAGUCUCUCUUACAAUUCGUAAUGUUCCCAAAGUCAUCCGGGCCAAUUUGUUGCUUGGCAAGAAGUAACACAUUCAGAGACUUGCCUGAACUUUGAACCAGACAAACAGGUUAUACAUGUUUACACCCUCAAAGCAAAGUGUGUAAAUGCAAUACACAAAAUGUCUACAAUAUAUUAUUGUACACGCAGAGCAUUAGUGUCUGUAAGGAUAUCUUACUAUAGAUACAUUACUGGGUGGCAUGUAUGCGACAGCCUCUGAAAUAUUUGUCCUCUCUAAACUGAAAGGUCUGCAGGGUUGUCAAAUCUUGUACAAACAGAUCUACAUUGACCAUUUUAGCGAAAGGAUAAUAAAUGGGUGUUUUGCAACAUAAAUAAAAUGCUGUAUUUAUGGAC